GUUAGGUUCAGCCAGGUUCGGCUGGCCUCGACGCUUUCGACGUGACUUGCGUGACGUGUACGGGUUACCGGCGUAAACUUGUUUACAGUUGUUUCUCAUUGUACUUACUGCAUACGUACGUAAUCGUCGUGCUUCUCACACGAAUUAACAAUGUUAGUGCUUCUAAUUACAAUAUGCAUCCUUUCCGGCACGCACGCCGCGACACCCGCGACACUCGAGCGAAUGCACGACGAGCAACUUCUGAAUCUCAUAAAAGUCGAAAAAUACGUAAUCGUUCUAUUUACAACUAAUGAUUGUCCAGAGUGUGAAGACUAUGAAAAGACUUUGGUUCACCUGCGUGAGGAUUUCGUCGAUAUCAUGUCUGCAUGGGUCGUUAAGACUGUUGAUAGUCAAUUACUCCAAUUAUAUAGCAACUCUAAAGAACCUGUUUUGCUAUUCUUCCGACAUGGGCUUCCUCUGUUGUAUGAUGGACCUUUGGAGAGUGAAGAGAUAGUAACUACGUUUACAGAAAAUAAAGCACCCACAGUAAAGGAACUUACAGAUGAUACGUUUGAGCAUUUGACUCAAGCAAGCACUGGUGCUACAACUGGCGAUUGGUUCAUUAUGUUUUAUAGCACGGACUGUGUACAAUGCUUGCGUACGAUGGCAAAGUGGGAAACGGUCGGCGCUAAGCUUAAAAAUAAAGUAAAUGUAGCGAUCGUUAAUAAAGCCACAACUGGGAUUUCCACAGCCAGAAGAUUCAGCGUUAUCAAUGUUCCGCAAUUUAUAUUCUUUAGGAAUGGCAAAAUGUAUAGAUAUGAUAUAGGAGCAUAUGAUAUUGCUUCUCUUGUAACAUUCACCAAAGAAUGGUACAAACAUAUAAGACCAGAAGAAGUACCUCCACUUCCGAGCUACUUUGACGAGUACACAAAAAUAAUUAUAGCUUUUCUUUCUGCUAAUCCAUGGGUACUCAAGUUAACUAGUAUUUGCAUUGGGGUGCUAGUUAUUGUUCUAGCAACUAUUAAAUGUAUACAAAGAGAUGAGGCUCCAGCAGAGAAAGAAGACUAAAUCUAUUGCAUUUGAUUUGCCAAAAAAGAUAUAUGCGAAUGUUUCUCUGUACAGACCAUUGUCCAUAGUGCUAAAAAUGACUUUUGAUUGUACGUUAGAAGUUAUUGCACACAUGUAAAAGAUA
Messenger RNA from Monomorium pharaonis (pharaoh ant), 1171 nucleotides. RefSeq lists its product as uncharacterized. The record is from RefSeq and is a predicted model, not a curated record. The transcript is spliced from 6 exons. The coding region runs from base 151 to 1047 and encodes 298 amino acids. NCBI's taxonomy places the organism in Eukaryota, Metazoa, Arthropoda, Insecta, Hymenoptera, Formicidae.